AACGUGUGUCCUGUCGGCGCCGCCACGUCCCUCAAAACAGCCAGGUGGAUAUCGUACGGCUAGAAAGGAGGCCGGCGAGGGAAGCCCAAAAAGGUCAAAAGACACUCCGCUCCUCACGUGACCCCGGGCAGCCUCGCCACGUUACUCACGGCAACCUUAACGGUCGGCAAACCCAACCACAGGUCGCCACGCCACUUUCAUGGCGUAAGUUAGUCGUCGGGCAGCUUGAACGGGUUGGAUAAAAAGUGUGUUGGGGGGUUGCUGAACUGCUAAGGUCCCUACUUUACUCUCUCUCUCUCUCUCUCUCUCUCUCUCUCUCUCUCUCUCUCUAUUUUGAAUUUUCUGGUUCUCCCUAAAUAUUGGAGACGCCGUUCUGUCUUCUGUAAUUUUCCCUUCGUGGGGAUUAUUGCUGUAAGAUUUUGGGUUGUUUGGGGGCUGGGAAAAUUUUCAGAAAUGGAUGACGAGUUUGCAAAGCUUAUCAUGAGGAUGUACCCACCCAGAGUUGUCAUCGACAAUGAUGCUUGCAAAGAUGCCACUGUUAUUCAGGUUGAUAGUGUUAAGAAACAUGGAGUUCUCCUUGAUGUUGUCCAAGUUCUCACUGAUAUGAACCUUGUUAUAACAAAAGCAUACAUCUCUUCUGAUGGUGGAUGGUUUAUGGAUGUGUUUAAUGUGAUUGACCAUGAUGGGAACAAAAUUAGGGAUAAAGAGGUCAUCGAUUAUAUUCAGAAGGCUAUUGAAGGUGAUGCCUGCUUUAUACCCGCAUUGAAAGGAUCCGUUGGGGUGGUGCCCUCUGAAGAGUACACGUCAAUUGAAUUGACGGGGACCGAUAGGCCUGGUUUGUUGUCCGAAGUAUGUGCAGUUCUUGCAGACCUUCAUUGUAAUGUGGUGAAUGCUGAGAUAUGGACACACAAUGCUAGAGCAGCAGCUGUGGUUAACGUCACAGAUGAUUCCACAGGCUGUGCAAUAAAAGACCUGAAACAGCUCUCAACAAUAAAAAAGUUGCUUUGCAAUGUUCUUCAAGGAAACAAUGACUUGAAGACAGCAAAAAUGACAGUUUCACCCCCUGGGGUUACACACAGGGAGAGGAGGUUGCAUCAGAUCAUGUUUGCCGAUCGAGAUUAUGAAAGGGUUGAAAGACCAGAACUGGAGAGAGUUGAGGAUGAGAGCUCGAGGCCCCAUGUUACCAUAUUGGAUUGUUUUGAAAAAGAUUAUACUGUGAUUACUAUGAAGUCAAAAGAUCGGCCAAAGCUGCUGUUUGAUACUGUUUGCAAUCUUACAGAUAUGCAGUAUGUAGUCUUCCAUGGAAUGGUCAACACAGGGAGGACGGAAGCUUAUCAGGAAUACUACAUACGACAUGUCGAUGGGCUCCCCAUCAGCUCUGAUGCCGAACGAGAGCGUGUUGUACAAUGUCUUGAAGCAGCCAUUGAACGGAGAGCCUACGAGGGACUAGAGCUAGAAUUAUGCACAGAAGACCGCAUUGGACUCCUCUCAGACGUUACCAGGAUAUUCCGGGAGAACAGUUUGUCUAUUAAAGGUGCAGAAAUUUCGACAAAAGAUGGGAAAGCCAGAGACACAUUCUACGUCACAGAUCUCAUGGGAAACCCUGUUGAUCCCAAGGCUGUUGAUUCUAUUCAACGACAGAUUGGAGAGAGCAUACUGAAAGUGAAAUGGAACUCAAAUCAUUUGCCAGAAGCCCCUCAAGAGACAACAAUGGGUUUCCUCUUUGGGAACUUCUUCCGAGCUCGGACUUUUCAGAAUUUCAAACUGAUUGGAUCGUGCUCCUAGCUGUCUUCUGAUAUUGUUCACAGAAGUAGAUUAGAACAGAUACAUUAUGCUUCAACUCAAAGAAAGAACAAAAAACCAAUGUGUUGAAGAACAUUGUAAAUGGGUGUUUCCACUCUGAUGGGAAGAGUUUAGGGGUCAUAUCCUGAUACUCAUAAACAGAGACCAUUCCCUGUUGGAUAGAAGUUAUAAUAGGGAUUGGUCUGUGAAUAUAUCAGUAAACUGUGUACAGUGUAUCAGUAAAUUGUCAAUUGUGUACAGUGUAAUGUCAUGUUAUAUGACUUGUACAAAACCAUGAAAAGAUUGUACAGACAAUUGAUGUUUAUGAAAAGAAAAAACAGAAAGGGUGUAAAUAUUA
Malania oleifera is the source of this 2140-nucleotide messenger RNA. RefSeq names its product ACT domain-containing protein ACR6. Bases 454 to 1785 code for a protein of 443 amino acids. Lineage: Eukaryota; Viridiplantae; Streptophyta; Magnoliopsida; Santalales; Ximeniaceae. The record is from RefSeq and is a predicted model, not a curated record. The transcript has 7 exons.